AUGAGUAAAGAAAACAUUAGCCAUGACUCGGACGAAGAGCUGUCUUCAUACCUCAAAGACCCCGUCAUGGCAAAGUUUCUCUUAGACGUUUCUAAGGCUAUUUCGCAAGACCCUGGCUUGCCUCGUCCCAAUCCCACGGUGUCUUCCUGGCAGGUUCCCGCACACCCUAUCGCAUCGAUUCAGUCGCCCACACUACCGCAGCGGACGGAUUUUGCCGUUAUUGGUUCCGGAAUCACUGGCUGCAGUGUCACUAAGACGCUCUUGGAGCACCACGCCGCCGGCGCAUCUCAUGUUACGGUUCUAGAGGCCCGAGACCUUGUCAGCGGAGCAACAGGUCGUAACGGCGGCCACCUUGUCACAGCAUCCGGGCAUACUUUCGGUCCGCUGGCGAAGAAGCAUGGUAUUGAGGCCGCGAAGCAAAUCACUCGUUUUAGUAUUCUCAACAUCGACCAUGUUAUGAAGAUGGUGAGAGAAAUGGACCUGGACCUGCAAGAGCAGUGUGAGAUUCGUAAUGUUCGCAAGGUCAUGGCUGUUGGGGAUGAAGAAACAUGGGCUGCAGCAAAAUCCUCGGUUUUGGACUUUCAAAAGGCUGUUCCGGAGCAUAAGAGCUAUCAUCGAAUCAUCGAGAAAGAUGACGUACCGGAAAGGUGGAACAUCAAGAACGCUUCGGGAGCCGUUGAGCACGAAGCUGGUGCCAUCUGGCCCUACCGUCUACUCACGGGUAUUUAUGAGCGCCUGCUCAAGAAGCACCCUCAACGUCUCGCCAUCGAAGCCAACACGCCAGUUUUGCAUGUCGAAUUCUGUCCUGAGUCUGACCCGCAGCACCCCUACAAGAUUACCACAGCGCGGGGCACUAUGCGUGCAAAGAAGGUCAUUCAUUGCACAAACGCAUACGCAUCACAUUUGCUCCCACGCUUGGCGGGUCGUAUCUAUCCCUUCCGGGGUACCAUGUCUGUGCAAAAGCCUGGGCCAAGUCUGCAAAAUCUGGGAGGUUCGAGGUCUUGGAGCUUGUCCCAUAAGUCUUCAUUGGAUGCGAAAACUGGCUUUUAUGACACAGGUCUUUACUAUCUUCAGCAGAAUGCCUUGACUGGUAGAAUCUGGAUAGGCAACGAGACAGCGUAUAUGAAAGAUAUUCUAACUUCGGACGACACAUAUGUCCCUGAUGAGGCAAGAUUUGCUUUGUCUACGGUACUCCCAAAACUGUUUCUUGAAGGCUGGGGAUCCAAGACCACGUCGGAGGUGGAAGCUAUCUGGUCGGGAAUCCAGGGACAUACCGCAGAUGGCUUGCCGAUUGUUGGGCAGGUUCCCGACUCCAUCCUAGGAAAUGCCAACGACAAUGGGCAAUGGAUUGCGGCCGGGUUCAACGGCUAUGGAAUGGACAAAUGCUGGCUUACAGGAGAGGCUUUGGUCCGAAUGAUUUUUGGAGAAGAUGUUAGCGAUUGGUUUCCUCAAGCUUUUCUUGUAACGGAUGAGCGGCUGGGAACUGAGCUUACUUCUGAUAAAACACUACUCAAGUUUGCCCAGAUUGCGCUUCCAGGAGGUGUCAGGAGAGAAAAGCUUUGA
Messenger RNA from Colletotrichum truncatum, 1563 nucleotides. RefSeq names its product FAD dependent oxidoreductase superfamily protein. The record is from RefSeq and is a predicted model, not a curated record. Gene Ontology annotation, cellular component: cytoplasm. Gene Ontology annotation, molecular function: oxidoreductase activity. NCBI's taxonomy places the organism in Eukaryota, Fungi, Ascomycota, Sordariomycetes, Glomerellales, Glomerellaceae.